AGCUAAGCUUUCUUUCCUUGUUGCAACCUCAAUUUUUGAGCUCUGAAACAGCUUCUGAUCCUUCUUGCUUCCCUACGAACCGUCCCAUGAUAAUAAACCAUACACUACUUCAGGUUCCUCCAUUGCAUUUCAAUCAGCGACCUUAAUAUUUUCACACCCAUCAAACCCAUUCAAUAGCCUCUUAAAAAAAAAAAAAAAGAAACAAAAAGCUUCGGAAUUUGGAGUUUCGCAAGUGUCUGUUGGAAAAAAAAAAAAAAAUGAUUCAGCUACUGUUCACGGUGAUAUUCUCGGAGAUGGGUCUGGCAAUGGUGCUGCUGUUCAAGACCCCAUUGCGGAAAUUGGUGAUAAUGGGAUUGGAUCGGGUGAAGCGCGGCCGUGGACCAGUCGUGGUGAAGACCGUGGCGGGAACAGUUUUUGUGGUUUUGAUGUCGAAUGUUUACAGCAUGAUGAAAAUCAAGAAGCGUUGGAUCGAAGAUGGUGAGGUCAACCCCACCGAUCAGGUCCUCAUGGCCAACCAUCUUCUUGAAGCCACUCUCAUGGGGUCUUCCCUAUUCCUUGCACUUAUGAUUGACAGGCUGCACCACUACAUUAGAGAACUUCGAAUAAGGAGGAAGAGUAUGGAGGCUGUUAAAAAACAGAACAGAGGAUUUGACGACAGCAAAACCAGUGGUUCUGAUGAGAUCAAAGCCAUGGAGGUUGAAUUGACUACUUUGCAAGCAAAGCUCAAGCAGGUAGAAUCUGAGCUUGAGAAAAGGGUCAAGGAUGUAAAUUCUGCAGAAGCUAAUGCAGUUGCUCUGAGGAAGCAAUCAGAAGGAUUUCUUCUCGAGUAUGAUCGUUUACUUGAGGAAAAUCAAAACUUACGCAACCAGUUGCAAUCAGUGGACCGAAGAUUGUCACGUUCGGUUUUAAUUCCGGAUUCCUCAGUGGUAUGGUGCUGGAAAUGGCAAUCGUCUGGUUAAUAUGAGCAUCAUGAGGCCAAAGAAAACCAAUAUUGAGAACACUGAUAACACAAGCAUUAGGCCGGAAGCUAUAUGACCUUUUGCUUUCUGAGCGUAUUCUACAGAGGCUAGAGCGACGAAGGUUAGCGGGAAGGAGUAUGCCC
Ziziphus jujuba (common jujube) is the source of this 1102-nucleotide messenger RNA. RefSeq lists its product as uncharacterized. Bases 258 to 959 code for a protein of 233 amino acids. Gene Ontology annotation, cellular component: endoplasmic reticulum; endoplasmic reticulum membrane. The record is from RefSeq and is a predicted model, not a curated record. Lineage: Eukaryota; Viridiplantae; Streptophyta; Magnoliopsida; Rosales; Rhamnaceae. Gene Ontology annotation, biological process: intracellular protein transport; endoplasmic reticulum to Golgi vesicle-mediated transport. The transcript is spliced from 4 exons.